AUGUCAAGUAAUAGAGAACAAGUGUUUCCGACCCGUAUGACAUUAGGGUUGAUGAAAAUCAAAUUGAAAGGAGCCAAUCAAGGUCAUUCUUUGUUGAAAAGAAAAUCGGAAGCAUUAACUAAAAGGUUCCGAGACAUCACAAAGAGGAUAGACGACGCUAAGCAAAAAAUGGGUCGAGUUAUGCAAACUGCGGCUUUUUCAUUAGCAGAGGUCACGUAUGCUACUGGUGAAAACAUUGGAUACCAAGUUCAAGAGAGUGUGUCAAAUCAAAGUAGGUUCAAAGUCAAAGCACGUCAAGAGAAUGUCAGUGGUGUGUAUUUGCCUCAAUUCGAGUCAUUUAUUGAUGGAUCGAUAAAUGAUUUCAAACUUACUGGGCUUGGUCGCGGUGGUCAACAGGUGCAACGUGCUAAAGAGAUAUAUACUAAAGCAGUGGAGACUUUGGUGGAGUUGGCAUCGCUACAGACGGCAUUUAUUAUAUUAGAUGAAGUUAUUAAAGUGACUAAUAGAAGGGUGAAUGCUAUCGAACACGUUAUUAUUCCAAGAACUGAGAAUACAAUAGCUUAUAUUAAUAGUGAAUUGGAUGAAUUAGAUAGAGAAGAGUUUUACAGAUUGAAAAAAGUUCAAGAGAAGAAACAAAAAGAGACGGCUAGAUUAGAUGCAGAAUUAAAAGCUAAAAGACUAAUGUUGGAGAGGAAAGCAGAAGAUGAAAACAAGGGGGAAGGGGAAGAAGAAGGAAUGGCUGAAAAUGCAAAUGAAGAUUCUAAACUUUUAAGACAGGAGAGCGAGGAAAAAGAAACAGUAGAUGAAAAUAAUAAGCAGGAGACAGUUGAAAAUUUAAUUGCCGACACAGAGGAGGAUAUUAUAUUUUAA
Molecule: messenger RNA, 870 nt
Organism: Arxiozyma heterogenica
Lineage: Eukaryota; Fungi; Ascomycota; Saccharomycetes; Saccharomycetales; Saccharomycetaceae
Gene: VMA8
Product: H(+)-transporting V1 sector ATPase subunit D
Exons: 1
Coding region: 1-870 (289 amino acids)
Biological process (GO): vacuolar acidification
Cellular component (GO): vacuolar proton-transporting V-type ATPase complex; fungal-type vacuole membrane
Molecular function (GO): proton-transporting ATPase activity, rotational mechanism
Source: RefSeq, a predicted model, not a curated record